Cryptomeria japonica (Japanese cedar) is the source of this 4496-nucleotide messenger RNA. Its product is annotated as trafficking protein particle complex II-specific subunit 120 homolog. The record is from RefSeq and is a predicted model, not a curated record. The coding region runs from base 527 to 4240 and encodes 1237 amino acids. Lineage: Eukaryota; Viridiplantae; Streptophyta; Pinopsida; Cupressales; Cupressaceae. Gene Ontology annotation, cellular component: trans-Golgi network. The transcript is spliced from 12 exons.
AAGAGGAGCCCCACCCAUGUAUUUAAGCUAUCUAUACUGCAUAAAAAUUUCCCUCCUACAAAGGAGACUAAAUAGGGGCAAUCUAAUCCCGGGGAUCUAGACUGUAAUCGGUCUGCGAACUAUUGACGGUGGAUUUCAGCGGUAGUAUUCGAACCAGAGAUGUGUAACACAUAAAUAUAAUAGAGCUCAGGAAGCCAAAUAUGAAGAUAUAAAUGCGUUGAAUGACUAAGGAAAAACUGCACUAGGGUUUACCCAAAAUAAAUGGAGCCGAAACAUACAGAGAGCUAUGACUGAGAAUGUACUUUAAUUGAUCUGGUGAAUUAUAUCCGGGUUUUGCCAGAAAAUGGAGCUGAAAAUUACAGAAAACUAAUUAUGAAAAUAUACUUCGCUUGAUCUGAAGUGUAAAAGUUGUGCCAGGGUUUUGCCAAAAUAACUACUGGAGUCGAGAUUUACAGUAAGCCAAGUAUGAAAAUAUGAUUUCCUUAAUCUAGUGAGAGGAAAAAAUAUAUCUAGUUUUUUACCAAAAAUGGAGCCCGACGUGAGCGUGGAAGGGGGCUGUAUGAUUCGCAUUGUGGUUCGGCCGGUUGGUCACAUGCCGGGCAGUCACAUGAGGGACUAUGUGUCCAUUGUCGUGCGGCACACUAAGAUUGAUCUUUCAAGCAUAAGUUCUUUCUAUACUGAGCACCAGAAAAGCCCCUUUGCUCAUCAGCCGUGGGACACAGGGAGCCUGAGGUUUAAGUAUUUGGUUGGCGGAGCUCAGCAGAGCCCAUGGGAGGAUUUUCAGGCCAGUAGGAAGGUUUUGGGAGUAAUUGGGCUUUGUCACUGUCCUUCGUCGCCAGAUUUAGGGAUCGUGAGUGAGCAGUUUGCUGCAAUUUGCAAGGCCUACCCUGCAGCUCUUAUUACCAGAUGCUUUGCGUUCUAUCCCAGUGACUCCCAGCUUGAGGAGGAUGACAAAAAGCGACAGAAUUUAAUUAUGUUCCCACCUGCAGACUGGCAAGCAUUAGAAUUUCACAUGCAAACAUUGAUACAGGAUAUUGCAGCAGCAUUAUUGAUGGAGUUUGAAAAAUGGGUCCUCCAUGCAGAAUCUACUGGAACCAUUCUCAAGACUCCAUUAGAUUCUCAAGCAAGUUUAAGCUCAGAAGAGGUGAUUAAAGCAAAGAAAAGGAGGCUUGGACGUGCCCAAAAGACAAUUGGAGAUUUUUGCCUUUUGGCAGGUUCACCAGUAGAUGCAAAUGCCCAUUACUCAACAGCAAUAGAACUUGCCCGAUUAACAGGAGAUGUAUUUUGGCAUGCUGGAGCCAUAGAGGGCAGUGUGUGCGCUUUAGUGAUAGACCGGAUGGGACAGAAAGAUCAAAUGUUGGAAGAGGAAGUAAAGUACCGGUAUUAUGAAGUGAUCCAACUAUAUCGAAGGGUAUCAACAAUCAAUUUUGAACUCGAAGCCACCUUAAAACUGGCACGCUUUCUCUGCAGCAGAAGGGAGCUUGCUAAGGAGGUUGUAGAAUUGUUGAUGGGUGCUGCUGAUGGUGCAAAGGCUCUUAUUGAUGCUAGUGAUCGCUUGGUGUUGAAUGUAGAAAUUGCUCGUUUAUUUGGAGCUCUUGGUUAUGAGCGAAAAGCUGCUUUCUUUUCUAGGCAAGUAGCUCAAUUGUAUUUGCAGCAGGACAAUUGUUGGGCUGCAAUCAGUGCCUUGCAAGUCUUGUCGAUGACAUCCAAGUCUUAUCGUAUUCAAAGCAAAGCAAAACACAAAAAGCCUUGCUGUUUAUCAAAUGAAGUCCAAUCAGCUUCUGAUGGAGGGAGAUCGCAAGCACAAUCAAUAGCUUCGUUGUUUGAAAGCCAAUGGAGCACAUUGCAGAUGGUUGUUUUGAGAGAAAUACUGGUGUCUGCUGUACGUGCUGCUGAUCCUCUAGCUGCAUGGAGUGCAGCAGCCAGGUUGCUUAGGUCACACUAUCCACUUAUAACUCCCACUGGUCAGAGUGGUCUUGCAAAUGCAUUGACAAGUUCAGCUGAAAGGCUUCCUUCAGGAACAAGAUGCGCAGACCCUGCUCUUCCUUUCAUAAGAUUACAUUCUAUACCAAUGCUUCCUCCGCAAAUGGAAACUGUUAAGCGCAAUACAGGAAAGAAAGACUGGUGGUCUGGGUCUGCUCCUUCAGGUCCAUUCAUUUACACACCAUUUGGAGAGUCAAAUGAUGACAAGAAGCAGGAAAUUAUUUGGAUAGUUGGUGAACCUGUUCAAGUAUUAGUAGAACUAGCAAAUCCAUGCACAUUUGAGUUAGCAGUUGAGAGUAUAUAUCUUUCUCUUCCUUCAGAGAGUUUUGAGGCUUUUCCUAGUAGUGUGACUCUUCCACCCAACACAUCUCAGAUAAUAUCUUUAUCUGGAAUUCCAAUUUCUGUUGGCCCAUUGACAGUUGAAGGAUGUAUUGUUCGUUGUUUUGGUGUAAUAACUGAACAUCUCUUUGGAGACGUUGAUGAUCUUCUACUUGGAGCUGCACAUGGCCUUAUUUUGGCUGAUCCUUUUCGAAGUUCUGGUUUUCCCAAGAUUAGAAAUGCACCCAACCAAAACAUAACAGUAGUUCCAUCCUUGCCUCUCUUGAUUCCUCAUGUGAUUGGAGGAGAUGUCUCAACAGUUCUUUAUGAAGGGGAAAUCCGAGAUAUCCAAAUAGGUCUUGCGAAUGCUGGUUCUGUUGCUGUGGUGGAGGCAAAUGUUUCACUUUCUGGAAAACAACAGGAGAAUGUAAUUUCUAUUGGACAUGAUGUCCUUCAAUCAGCACUUCCUUUGCAACCUGGUGCAUCAGUAGUAAUCACUGUAAGGCUACAAGCUGGACAACUUAAUUUGGAAACAGAAAAUGUCAGUACUAAGAUUGUCUCUGGAAAUGCUGGAAGAUCAUCCAAGGAUGGAAGUGGUCCUACAUUGGUGAUUCACUAUUCUGCUACUGCAGUAAAGGAAACAUAUUUGAGCAUUUGUCUCUACAGGGAGUCCAAUUUUGAAUGGCAAGUGGGUGGAGUAGGUGUUGGACUGCAAUUUAGAGGAACAUUGAUGCAAGUGGGAGAUGAUUUACCAACUGAUCCUGUUGCUUUCCCCCCUGGUAGGCGCCUGGCUCUACCAUUGCAAAUACGUGUUAUUCAGGGAUUGUGUUUGGUGCAGGCUCGCUUGCUUUCAAUGGAAAUUCCAGCACAGAUCAAUAGAAGCCUUCCGAUUCCAAGUACUGUAGGUGAUACAGAUCUGCAUAGCUGCAUGACAACAGAAAAUACUGCAGAUAGCUUGGUAAAGAUUGAUCCAUACAGAGGAAGCUGGGGGCUGCGCCUCCUUGAACUUGAGCUCCGGAAUCCAACAGAAGUCAUAUUUGAGAUAAUGGUCCAGAUUCAGAGAAACAAUAGAGAAAAUGGAAAUAUAGAGACAGAAAAUGAGGGACAAGCAGCAGAAUGCAUCUAUCCAGCCACAAGAAUUGAUAGAGAUUAUGCAGCCAGGGUUUUAAUACCCCUAGAGCAUUUCAAGCUGCCAGUUCUUGAUAAAUCCUUUUUUGGAAUGGAAGCCCAAGGAAAGGAAGGUUUUACGGGUAAAAUCUCAAGUAAUGCAGAGAAACAAACAAAAGCAGAAUUGAAUGCAACUAUUAAGGAUUUGACUUCUAGAAUACAAGUAAAAUGGCAGUCUGGAAGAAACAGUUUUGGAGAAAUGAACAUCAAGGAUGCAGUUCAAGAAGCAUUACAAACAUCUGUUAUGGAUAUUUUAUUGCCAGAUCCUUUGACUUUUGGUUUCAGGGUUGCAAAGAAUCAUUCUUCUGAUGAUUAUAUUGAUGCUUUGCCAGAAUCUAAUUUAAAAUCCCCCCUAACUGAGGGGGAUAACUCUUCAGUCUUUCACAAGGGUCAAACAAAAGGAUCUAUAAUUGCUCAUGAGUUAACAUCUUUGGAAGUUCUUGUUCGCAAUAACACAAGAGAGCCAAUCAGGAUGAUCUUAAGCAUUACUUGUCGAGAUGUAGCAGGGGAGAACUGCUUUGAUGGUAACAAAGCUACUGUUCUUUGGGCUGGAAUUUUGAGUGGAAUUGAUGUGGAGGUACCCCCACUUGGAGAAGCAAUUCAUCCUUUUGCUGUGUGUUUUCUAGUACCUGGGGAGUACACAAUUUUAGGAGCAGCAGUUAUACAUGAAGCCAAUGAAAUUUUGAGAGCCCGUGCAAAAACUAAUUCAGCCGAGGAGCCCAUUUUCUGCAGUGGUCCACCUUUCCGUGUACACGUUGUUGGUGUUCUAUGAUAGCUUUUGAAAUUGCAAAUUAAUGUGCACAAUGCUUUUUCAGAUAUUUUCUUGUGCUCUGCAAAUAUCAUAGGUUUGAAUUCUUGGCACAUAAUUAUUAUUCCAAUUGAGAUAUAUUCUUGUGUAGAUGCUUGUGAUUGGCAAAAAGGCCUACUUUAUAAAUUUUCAUUUGGUGUAUUUAUUGUAUUGAAUUUUUUGUGUUUCUGAUAUAAAACAAUAAUAUCCUGGAAGGAUUACUUUUUGGACAGGUACAAAA